AUGAUUGUUUUGUGUGAUGUGUUUGGCGAAUCCGAAGUGCUCGACUACGCCAUGGUUUUGAACCCCCUUGACGCUGUGUGUAACGUGAAAAGGAACGACGCUGUGUGCGUCAGUAACCUGAAAUCAGCAAAACCAAUCGACAAGGCGAUUCUACAAGAACGACCCGACGUGAAGAUAUUCUUACCAUUCAGGUUCCAUUUGUACAAGCCCAAGGAUCUGUUUGUAGAGAACACAUAUAACAAUUUCUUAGUGGCUCCUGGAGGUGAUCACGUUUUGAGUUUAGUUGACGAAAUAUCAUACAAAGCCGCGCCCGCACCACCAUUAUCUCAAAUGCACGAGCUACCAUCAGACUUGUUCUGCAACGGUGACAAUAGACCAGCGAAUUGUCCUGUCGACUGCCGGUGUACGCAUAUGAUCGACGUCCCCUUAAAUGCCAUAGUAGAAAUUGUUUUAGUCGACGAAGUACAAUCACCAAACCUCUCACAUCCAUUCCAUCUGCACGGGAUGUCAUAUAACGUCAUAGGUAUCGGCAGAUCACCAGACAAGAACAUAAAGAAGAUCAACUUAAAACACACCCUAGAUUUAGACAGAAAAGGGUUGCUGAACAGGCAAUAUAAUUUGCCACCUUUGAAAGAUACCUUAGCUGUACCAAACAAUGGAUACGUAGUGUUAAGGCUAAAAGCUGAUAAUCCAGGAUAUUGGUUGUUCCACUGUCACUUCAUCUACCACAUCGUGAUUGGGAUGAACCUGAUCAUCCACAUCGGUACACAGGGCGACCUGCCCCCCGUACCUCCCAACUUCCCCAGAUGUGGACAUCAUCUACCCGCCAUAACUCCCCCAUACUUCCCCAUACACUAGCAGUAGGUUAGGUAGACAUGGAUUACAAUUUUGAGUUACUAACUAAGAGAAUCGCAAAUUCGCUUGAAAAUAUUAUUUACCGCCAAUCGCCAUAUUAAAAUUGUUGAAAAUAUGGAGAAUGUACGAAUUUUGUAUGGGCGGUAAGCAUUACACACUCCUUUAUACUAUCAAAAAACUAGAAGACCAAAGCUAAGAAUAAAAUCUAUAUUAUGUUUAUUAUUCUUUUAAAUGCAUCAAAAGUU
Aricia agestis (brown argus) is the source of this 1100-nucleotide messenger RNA. RefSeq names its product putative laccase-16. Bases 1 to 858 code for a protein of 285 amino acids. Gene Ontology annotation, biological process: iron ion transport. Gene Ontology annotation, molecular function: oxidoreductase activity; copper ion binding. The record is from RefSeq and is a predicted model, not a curated record. Gene Ontology annotation, cellular component: plasma membrane. The transcript is spliced from 6 exons. NCBI's taxonomy places the organism in Eukaryota, Metazoa, Arthropoda, Insecta, Lepidoptera, Lycaenidae.